CGGUGGUGGUGGUGCUACCGGCCCUGGUCCUCCAGUAUCCCGUCAGGCUGCGGGGUGGGAAGAUGGCGGCGUCCAUAGGCAGGCUCCUGUGGGCAGUGGAGAAACCCCGGUGGAGCGCUAACCGGCAGGUUUGCCAAGGCCUGGAAACACUGCUUAGCCCUGUAAAGCUGUGCGCCUCUGCUACCAUCAUUACCGUGAGAACCAAGAAGAGGCAUUAUGUUCCUCCACGUAAACAGGACAGCUCUGUUGAUCAGGAGAAAGCAGCUCGAGCUGCAGGACUGGUGAUUCGGCAGCAGUACAUGGAGCGGUCCAUUAACAUAUCAUGUACAGCGGGAAUAUUUGAUCCAUACAUUCCACCUGAAGGCGAUGCUCGCAUGUCCUCCCUAACAAAGGCAGGAUUUAAACAACGUGCAGAGCAGAUCAAGCAAAGUGCGACAUCGCAACUUGCUGUCCGAAAGGUGAAAGAACACGAUGAAGAAUUCAACACAAAGGGCUUUGCCUUGAAGGCCCAAGAUAUUUACAUAGAAGCACACAACUGCCUUGUGAAUUUCGACAAAGUAACACUUCACAAGCUGGUAACAGAGCGCUGUUACCCAGAUAUGGUGCGUGGAAACAGGUACAAGACUAUCCGCUGGAAGUUUCUGCAGUCGCUAGAAGCACCGAGGCUUGUGCACGUCCGAUGCCCUGAUAUGGUCAGCAAAGGGAACCUGUACGGUCAGGUUACCAUCCGAUUCCACACCCAACAGAAUUUGGCGAUCUAUGACCGAUUUGGUCGGCUGAUGUAUGGCAACGAAGAUCUACCGAAAGAUGUCCUUGAGUAUGUGGUGUUUGAAAGACAUUUAAUUAAUCCCUAUGGUUUAUGGAGAAUGCAUGGAAAGAUAGUACCUGCUUGGGCUCCUCCCAAAGAGCCUAUCAUUAAGACCAUUAUGAUUCCUGGACCCAAACUUGAGCCAUGGGAAGAGAUCAAGGUGAAAAAUAUUGAGAUUCCCAAACCUGAAUCCGUACAGUGGAACAAGUGAGGAACUGUGCAGAAAGUGAAAAUUGUGUUCGAGCUUUGCUGUUUGCACUGGGACGUCAUGAUUCAUUCAUUACAGUGGGCACGAAUUUCUACACACCAUCCUUUGAUUACCAGCUUAGUCUGUCUAUAGACUGGACAAUGCCAAUCUCCCUCCAAUAAGAGUUAACAUGUCGGAACACAUCAGUUUUCCUUCAAACCCAGAACCAUUUAAACCCGGAAUCAACAGCUGAAUGCUCUUACUCGUUCUAAUCUUACAGCAGACUCCUUUCGUUUUUUUAUUAUCCUGAAUGUUUAUUUCUGAUCAGUUCCCCCAACUCCGUAUGUCACAACUACUGAAAGCCUGGUUUAAUUUGAGAUGCACACAGAGGUUUCAUUUUAAAACUGUAGUGAGCGCUGUCUUAACCUGUCAUUAUACCAAGAGCAGAAAUCUUAUGCCCAUUCAUCAAUGUUGCAUUAAACACAUAUAAGGGGAAUGGCUCCAGUAUCUUCAAAGAACAUGGAAUUCAUCCCAUGUUAGUGAUUCUAGACUGUUUUUCACUGCAUCCCAUGUAGAUAAAUCAAUACCCAGGAAUGAGUGGCAAAGUUGUAGCUUAAUGGACCAAGUUUGAAGGGGUCAUAUCUCUUGGAGGUGUCGAGUGGUUUACAGGAAAUUUAAUUGAACUUUGAGUUCAGAUGUCAGCCUUGCAACUUACUUCCUAGGAAUGAGUUCCAGGUAGAAUGAAGGGAUCUAAUUUGUGAAUGUGAUGGUACUUAAAUUCCUUUGGUUUGUAGAACUCUGGUUCAGAGUUCAAGGUUUGCUGUUUCCAUUUGUUAAUAAAAUCAAAAUCUACGUGUUGUCUGUGUAUGUGAGAGAGCAAGAUUUAAUGCAUUUGAGUAUUAGUAUUAGCUGUGACGUAGAGCGAUGAGACUGGGAUUUGAGUUCCUAUGUAGUGAAUUUCCAACUUAGCAGCCAGAGACCUUGUGCUUCCCCAUGGAGGAGGAGGAGGGUGGAUGAGCUAGUAGGCGGUUGGAAUCAGCAUCAAUAGAUGCCUGGGAGAAUUUUCUUACCCAUUGUUAGGGGGCACUGAACUGAAAGAAUUUGCACCUACAACAUACCUUGACUCAAAGCACCUCUUAGCCAAUGAAGUACUCUUUGUGUAUUCGCUGAUGUAAUGUAGGAAAUGCUGCAGCCAAUUUUGCACUCCGCAAACUCCCACAAACAGCAAUGUUAUAAUGAGCAGACAAUCUGUUUUGCUGAUGUGGUUAAGGAUAAAUAUUAGCCAGGUAACUGGGGAAAAGCUCCCCUGCUGUUAGACAAUAAUACCAUGGCUUAUUUUUACAUGCACUUGAGAGUACAGUGCAAGCACUCGCUCAGUACUGCACUGGAAUGAUCUGUUUGGAGGCAGAGAGAAAGUGUGAAAUUCCAUUGUGACAAAAUUUGAACCAUUUUCAAUGUUAAGGUCAUAUUGAUGACUGUAAAAUGUGGGAUAGAUCUGUCAUGCACACCAAUGUACAAACUGCUGCAUCAUUAUAUGCCUUUGGAUGUUUCCAAAUUGGUGUCAUACUUGUGUAUUCUGGCCAAUUUUGCACCCUUUCUUUGUAGGUGCCAUUUGCCAUUCACUGGCUGAGAUGGUCAGUAGACAAGUAACCCAGUCCUAAGUUGCUGCCAUUUCUGCUCUUGAACCAUUGGCCGGGAAGUGACAAGUGUUAACCCACCCUUAAUUAGUCCUUAAUGUGCGUGCUGAGUGAUGUUAAAAUCAUCUUUCUGAUGGAGUUUGAUAUUGGAAACUCUCUUAGGCAGCUAGUGUUUUUCUAAAUUUAUACUUUUAGGUUAAGUUUAAUACUCAUGAAGAUGUAGGAUGCUAGUGUAUAAAAUGGAAGUGUUUCCUUUUCCAACACGCUAGCAUGAAGCAUUCUCAGGUCUUAUCACACAAGCCAGAUACUGAGUAAAGCUUUUUCUAACACAACAAUGUGCUAGUGAGUGUGAAUUCCAUUCCUCAUUCUUGUAUAAGGCAUUCUGGUUGACUGAGUGACUGCUGUUGAAUUAUGAACAUUUUAUGCAGUUCACAAGGAUGUGGGUUACCCCAAACUCCAUCAUCCCAAAACUUUUACUGACUUUCAUCCCACCGCUCUGGCAGCAAUUCAAACCAAAAAUCCAGCAGUACAAAGGGAGGCAUAGAAAUUCAUUUAUAUUGCCCCUUUCAUGUUCUUGAUGUCCCAAAGUGGUCUACAGCGGCCAUAUUAUUUUGAAGUGUGGUCACUGUUGUUUGUUAUAAAGAUGGGAUAGUGGCCAAGACACCAGAUCUUUUAUGCCAAACUGAACAGGCAGGCAGGACUUGGCUUAAUCUUUUGCCUGGAAGACAGCACCUCUGACAAUGCAGCACUGCCUCAAAAAUAUAUUGAUGCAUCAGUAUUAAUUGAAGAUCACGUUUGGUGAUCUCAACUCCCAGUACCCAGCCACUACUGUAUUCGAACCACAACUUGUAACAAGAUUUGUUUUGCUUAAGAUGAUUUUUAUAUUUCCUUUGUUUCAGUGCCUUAAGAUUAGUUGGCAGCUCCAACUGACUGUUGAUUCUGGUUAUUCUAUUCAUUAAGGGCAAAAUCACUCAAAGACAUUUAAAAAAAAAAUUAAUUUACUUCGUUAUAUCUUAUAGGCUGAUAUCUGGAAAGUUUUAGGAACAUUUAAGAUUCAGGGGGUGCUGGUACUUGAAGUGAGAAACAUCCUGGCUGCCAGAAUUUAUUCAAUAUACCAUCUGUUUUCAAUCUGUUGGAGGAAUAUAACUGAGCCUGUUAAUCAACACAUCUUAACAAUGAGGGCUUGGAUUUAUUUAACGCCUUGAAUGUCGUAAAAUGUCCCAAGGUGUUUCACAGGAGUGUCACCAAACAAAAUAUGACACCAAGGCACAUAAAGCAGAUGACCCAAAGUUUGGUGAAAGAGAUAGGCGGAAAGAAGCACCUUAGGGAGGAGGGGGUUAGGGCGGAAAUUCAGAUCUUAGGAUUGUGGUUGCUGAAGCCACGGCCGCCAAUAGUGGAACGAUUAGAUUUGGGGGUGUGUAAGAGACCAGGGUUGCGAGAGUUCUCCAAGAGUUGUAGGGCUGCAGGAAGAGCAAGGCCAUGGGGGGGAUAUGAGCCAUUUUAAAAUUGAGGUGUUACUGGAUUAGAGGACAAUGUUGAUUUGAGAGCACAGGGGUGAUAGGUGAACAGGACUUGGUAAGAGUUAGGAUGUGGCAACAGAGUUUUGGAUGGGAGUUUGAGCUUAAGGUGGAAAAUGGGAGGUCAGCCAAUAGGUAACAAAGGCUUUCAGCAGCAGGUGAACUGAAACGAGAUGGAGUUAGACAAUGUUAUGGAAUUGGAAGGAGGCAGUUUUGGGAAUGGGGUGUAUAUGUGGUCAGAUACAACAAAGGUGUUACAAACCAUCUGUUCAGCCUCAGACAGUUGCGAGGAAGUUAUGAAAUAGUCUUUGCCAAAGAAAAUAUUUUUAAGUAAAUUGGAGAAUCAACUGGAGCAUAAGAAAAUGACAAAAUAAUAAUCCAUCAACCAUAA
Molecule: messenger RNA, 4540 nt
Organism: Carcharodon carcharias (great white shark)
Lineage: Eukaryota; Metazoa; Chordata; Chondrichthyes; Lamniformes; Lamnidae
Gene: mrpl45
Product: mitochondrial ribosomal protein L45
Exons: 8
Coding region: 63-1019 (318 amino acids)
Cellular component (GO): mitochondrion
Source: RefSeq, a predicted model, not a curated record